UGAGCCAUUCCAUGAUUCUGUAAUUGUAGAGGCCACUUCCUCUGCUAGGAGGGCAAGAUGAACAUCUGUGGUUGGGAAGAUGAGUAGUGUUUGUUAAUGUGCCACUCGUCAGCUCAACCUAAGGAUAGCUAGGCUAAUUUUCACUAUUGUUAAGGAAUUUAAUGUGUUCUUCUAAGGCUGAAUCAGUAGCUGGGAGAAAAUCUCAUGGAUUUAUUUGUGUCAAGGACUGUGAAUUCUGCCAUAGUAGUACUAUGUUGCAUGAUACACACCAGCCAGGAAACAAGUGUAAUGUUAUUUUGAGUAGCAGCUGAUUUGCAUGUCUCAGCUUCAGUUGUCAGCAGGUGUGGGUAAUAUGUUUUGCCAUUAUCAUGAGAAGUAAAGGGAGAAGUAGUCUUCCAUAAAAAGAGAAAAUGAAAUAGCAAGUUCUUUAAGUCAUUGCUCAGGAGACAUUUUUGCAGACUCUCCAUGCAGUCAUCCUGCUGAGUCACUAACACUGAAGUCCAAACAUGUUGGUGACAAAAUUUCUUUCAGUCAAGUCAAACACAAAUAAGUACUGCCCUUACUUCUGGUGGGACAUAGGAGAGGAGGAUGAAGUGAGAAUUUCCCAGUGAGCUCAGAAGGCUGGUCUAGAAGAAACUAAGAGCACAAAAAAGGAGUGAAGAAAAUGCACAGGUCAGAAGAUGGACAAGGAGGAUAGAGGAGAAAUGAAGAAAAAAUGGCAAGAAAGACUGAAGAAAGUGGAAGAACUAGCAUCUCACUAUGAAAGAAAUCCUCUUCCUACAGUUUAUAGACCAAGACUGUCCAAACCAUCUAUGCCAUCCUCUGUUUGGAAAAUAUUUUCUCGACAGGCUGAAGCAUUUAAUUAUGUGAAAGCCUGUGAUGAGGAUGUUCAUGUAUUUGCUUUGGAAAAGAACACACAGAGUGGACAGAGGUUUUACCUUGUGACAACAUAUGAAGAGCUUUGGCAUUAUUACACUCAAGGUUGCAAAACAAGUCUGAUGCAUUGCUAUGAAGUAAUUCCUGAAAAAGAAGCUUGCAAACUUUAUUUUGAUUUGGAGUUUUACAAACCAGCAAAUCCUGAUGCAGAUGGCAAGAGUAUGGUCAUGAAGUUAAUUGAGCUUGUCAGCCAAAAAUUAAAAGAAUUUUAUGAUGUAAAUUGUUCAUCAGAUGAUGUCUUGAACUUGGAUUCCAGUACUGAUGAAAAAUUUAGUCGGCACUUAAUUUUUCUGCCCCAAAAAACUGUGUUUAAGGAUAACACUCAUAUUGGUAACUUUGUGAGAACCAUUUUGCAGCCUGCCAUAAGAUUAAUGCAGAGUAGGGCUGCUGUGAUUGCAGCAGAAGAAGCAGGGAAUGUUUUCCAGUGUUCUGCAGGAGCUGGAUUAGAUGGUUCUCUUACAAACCUCCCAGCUGUUGAAGAUGAUUCUAAAGACAGGCCAGCCAUUGCUCAUGAAACAAAGGAUGUGGAAAUGCCACACCAAGGAGAAAAUUUGGAUUUUUCCUUCCUAAUAGUAAACGAUAAAGAAGGCAACAAGCAGCUUUUUGUGGAUCUAGGAGUUUAUACAAAGAAUAGAAAUUUCCGGAUGUAUAAGUCAUCAAAAGCAGGAAAAAAUGUGAUUCUGAAGAUAGCAGAGGAUAAUAAGUUCAUCCCCAACUGUGAAAAGGAUGUUUCCUUGGAAGAAGCAUAUUUUCUUUCCUCUUUAAUCUGCAACGUUGGAGCGAGUGAUGACAUAAAAGUUCUGUCUUCUGGCUUUUCAGAGGAGGAGAGAAAAAUGUCUGCUUUUUUAAACAGUAAAACUACCAGAAGCAGCAGAGAUCCCAUGGAAGGUUACCAGGGUUCGCCAUAUCCAGAAAUUGAUCAUUUUGUUCGUUCCUUGGUUAAUAAAGAUGGGCUGCAAGGAGGGAUAAGACAAUGGAGUUACUUCUCUCUCAAAGAACUACUUAUUUAUGAUAUUUCUGGUUACCGCUGGUGUGAAAAUAUUGGAAGAGCUCACAAAAGUAACAAUAUAAUGAUUCUGGUAGAUCUAAAGAACGAAGUCUGGUAUCAAAAGUGUCACGAUCCUGUCUGCAGAGAACAAAACUUCAAAUCACAAAGUUUCCCAUUGCCGCCUGGGAUAUGCCUCCCAUCUCUUUUCAAAGAGGAAGAAGAGUCCAUGCUAAUGGAGGACAGGGGGCACACAGAAGGAAAAGUACAGCCACAUUCUCAUGUGUCAGACUUGUCAAAAAGCUCAGUAUCUCCAGAGAACAGCUGGUCUCAGGACUUCCUGUUGUCAGACAGUGAGUGGGAAAACACAAGUGCUGAUGCCUGUUUCCUAGAAGCUGCUGAAGAUGUGGAACUAGCUGAAGCUGCAGAUGACAGUCUGAAUCAUGGCAUGGAAGAAAUCCCAGAUGAAGUUCUUUUGGAAGCCUUAGGGAAAGAAGACCUCCACGCUAAAGGCGGCAGCUGAGCACAGGCCUGGCCAGCAGUGAAUGACACUUGGGUGGCUCAUGCUGGUGUGAAAGGUCCUGCAGGGCGGUUCACAGGCACCCCCCAGAGCUGCAGGACAAGGAAUGGAGUGCCUAGUGAACUUCAGCAGGCGUGAGGAGAUCAUGGAAGGCUGCGUGGGGGCUGAAGGGAACGGGACUAGAAUACUCAUUAUGAAUGUGCUCCAAGCUCAGCACUUUUAACGCUCUUUGCUGCACAGUUUCUGUUUUGUUAGUUGUAUGUCCAAGUUUUAUUGAGAAGCCAACAAAGCAGAUUUCUUAUUUCCAUAAAAAAGAUUAAAUUAUUUAUCAAAUGCAAAUUUAAUAAACAUAUUUGUUUAUUCAUCUUUGUUGAACCAGAGUCUGUGUUCUCUUUAUGAAUAUAGUCUUCUCAAGAUUACUUUAAUAGGACAAUAUUAACA
This is a messenger RNA of Zonotrichia leucophrys gambelii, 2882 nucleotides long. It is a transcript of the gene PRIMPOL, whose product is annotated as primase and DNA directed polymerase. The coding region runs from base 681 to 2444 and encodes 587 amino acids. Gene Ontology annotation, molecular function: DNA-directed DNA polymerase activity; chromatin binding. Gene Ontology annotation, biological process: response to UV; replication fork processing; error-prone translesion synthesis. Gene Ontology annotation, cellular component: nucleus; mitochondrial matrix. Lineage: Eukaryota; Metazoa; Chordata; Aves; Passeriformes; Passerellidae. The record is from RefSeq and is a predicted model, not a curated record. The transcript is spliced from 14 exons.